Molecule: messenger RNA, 5420 nt
Organism: Vespula vulgaris
Lineage: Eukaryota; Metazoa; Arthropoda; Insecta; Hymenoptera; Vespidae
Product: forkhead box protein D3-like
Exons: 1
Coding region: 1328-2467 (379 amino acids)
Biological process (GO): regulation of transcription by RNA polymerase II; cell differentiation; anatomical structure morphogenesis
Molecular function (GO): DNA-binding transcription factor activity, RNA polymerase II-specific; RNA polymerase II cis-regulatory region sequence-specific DNA binding
Source: RefSeq, a predicted model, not a curated record
CGUUUGAAAGUCCCUUUAUCUAUAUCGCUAUUUUCCUAACUUCGACGUCGCACCCUCCGGCGUAUUUCUCCUCUCGGAAGGGUAGCAUGAUGUCAGUAGCAGUAACGAUAGUAGCAGUAGUAGUAGUAACAGUGGUAGUAACAGUAGUAGUAACAGUAGCAGUAACAGUAGUAGUAACAGUAGUAGUAACAGUAGCAAUGACAGUAGCAGUGUCAGUAGCAGUAGCAAUAGCGAUAGCAGUAGCAUCUCUUUACGUUCUCCCUGUACGUGGCACAGAAAGGGAGGCUUCUCGUGCAAGGGUGAGAGCUUCUGGCGGGGUGUGAGGGGCAUGGUAGAGGGGUUGGCCUCGUCGAUGUCGGCGGAAGGAGAGGGUGACUGUCCCCAUACAAACGGAUGGUAAAGAGUGGGGAUAGCAACGCCCGCCCAUUGGUCCGCCCAUGGUCCGACUGAAGCAGGCUCACUUGGAAUCAAUCCGCGGCACGAUUUCACCCUGUUGUAGACACAAUCUAAGCUCGCGGGAACACGGACAUUUUACUCGACUAAUUGACAGAAUUUUUCCGUCUGAACUAUUUUUUCUUCCCGUCAAUUUCAUCUAUUAGUGCCUUUCCACUUUUGCUUCUCCCUUUUUCAGUUCUUUUUUUUUUUUUUACUUGAGAGAUCUUCUACUUGGCGUCAUUUGAGUUUUACAUUUUAUCGGAUUUAUCGUUAAAGCGAGCAGUGUUUUGCGUCUUAAGUCGUUCCGAUAUGUAUAUUCGAUAAUGGAGACCCGUUUAAAAGGUUGUAUCGUUUUAUUAAUAAUAAUAGAGAAAUAUCCUUGACGGCGGCACGUCAUGCCGAUGUACACGUUUCUCUUGACUAAACUCGUCGCGAGUGUUUAGAACCGGUAAACAAAGGAAGAAGGAGAGAUAGAGAGACAGGUAGAUAGAGAAAGAGAGACAGAGAAGAAGGAAGAAAAUUAAAAAGGCGCGUUAUCGUUGUGGAAACAAACUAUUAGCGUAAGAUAGCACUUCGAGAGAGAGAGAGGUGCAUUUUCGCGUGUGACAGUUUGCUUCGGUGAAAUAUGUUGGACGUGGGACGUCGACGAGAAAUCUUCUCCGACGGUGAUGUUUCCGGCAACGUUUGUCCUUGAGAUUUUCAAGACUUAAGAAAAGAAGAUUUAACCUACGAAAUGCCUAAUUAAAGACAACUUUCGCACAAGGAUCUCUCGUUUGCUCUUCUCCUUUGGUGCUUCAAGGACAAACGGAAUGCGAGCAACGGCUUGAGUGUUGGAAAAAAGUGAUAGAAUAAGAAGUGUGUUUUUCGAUCUGAUGAACGUUCGAGGGAACUCAUGGAAACCCAUUGUGCGAUGAUGAUGUCGAAUCUGUCGUGCGACGGGUGUGCUGACAGCAGUAGCCGGGAUUCUGACAGCAGUAGCAUGAUCGUAGAUCCGGUUAGUCUCGAUAAGAACGACAUGUCACCGCCGCAGUCGUCAUCCAGUCCAUUGAUAUCCGGUUCGCCGGUUCCAACGAUGACACCGACGACGACGAAUUCGUUAAGGUGUCGCGGUAGUGCGAAUAGAAUGACGAAAAAGAUGCCAUACUCGAGGAUGCCGGUAACUUCGGUGGCGUUGUCUUCGAAGUCAACCAGUCAACAGAAAACAUCAACGGCGGGUCAACAGUCUUCCGGUUAUGGAAACGAGAAGAUGUCUUCGUCUUUGAUAAAGCCACCUUACUCUUACAUAGCCCUGAUCACCAUGGCCAUUCUACAAUCACCGCAAAAGAAACUUACGCUAAGUGGCAUAUGUGAAUUUAUAAUGUCACGAUUUCCAUAUUAUCACGACAAAUUUCCAGCCUGGCAAAAUUCUAUCAGGCAUAAUCUUAGCUUGAACGAUUGUUUCAUAAAGAUACCGAGAGAGCCCGGUAAUCCGGGUAAAGGAAAUUAUUGGACAUUGGACCCACUUGCCGAGGAUAUGUUUGACAACGGUAGCUUCUUGCGACGUAGAAAGAGAUACAAGAGGCCACCGCCUCAUUACGUUCUUCGCGACAGGGCUAUCAUGGCCACCUUUGCCAUUUGCGGCGAUCGUGGACCUUGUCCAGGUGGCGGAGCUGGACAUCCUGGUACAUUGGCUUAUCCCGGUGCUGCAUACCUUUCGCCGCCACCUGGCCUACCACUUUUGGACUUUUCUCCGUCUACGUUGGAAGCUCUCAAAUUAGGUGCUUUUCUCGAGCCACCGGCACCGCUAUACAAACCUGUACCUAUUACCGCACCACCCAUCAGACAACUCGAACCAACACCGACUAGGACAACAACGACGAUACCAAUGAUCAACGCACAGACCAGCGUAGAGAAGAAAAGAAACUUUAGUAUCGAUGCUCUCAUCGGCAAGCAAACGGUCAGCGAUCAAGGUUGUACCGGUCUUCUCGACCUUAGUGCGUCGGAGCACAGAGAGAUAAGAAGUCAAGCGUCCGCGUUCUCGCCUCUUGUUUAGAGCAAAUCUUUGAUUGUGCUCGGUAAUUAUCUUUCGAUAUCGAUCGAUAGCGAUUCCUUCGUCCAAGUCGUCCGAUCCACCGAUGUAAUUCACGAUUAAUCAAAUAAUGGAACCCGUCGUAAUGUAAAUUGGAUUUAUAAUAAUCGAGGUGUAUAUCGUAGAGAGAGAGAGAGAGAGAGAGAGAGAGAGAGAGAGAGAGAGAGAGAGAGAGAGAGAGAGAGAGAGAGAGAGAGAGAGAGAGAGAGAGAGAGCGAGAGAGAGAGAGAGAGAGAGAGAGAGAGAGAGAGAGCGAAAGAGAGAGAGAGAAAGAGAGAGAGAAUGAAAGACAAAUCUCGACAAAGGUGUCGCGUGUAUUUCAUUUAAACGGAUUAAUCGUCGAUCGGUCAUAUUCCUAUAGAGACUCCUUAUCAAAGUGGCUUCAUUUCGUCGGUUUUUAUUAUUAGAUUAAGGGCAUCGUCCAGUGAAUGGUGAUUUUAUUUGUACGGACGAUCGUAUCGAAAAAGGAUGCGAACAAAUAUUUUCAAUACUCGAUCGUGAUCUCGACAUAUUCCUCUAAUUCAUAUAUCGAUCCUGUGACUGGCUAUUACGAUAGCUAUUAUAGGAUUUAACUAUCGUGAAUUUAAUUAAAAAUACAUUUUGACAAAUACUGUUAUUAUCAAUUGUCGGAAACUCGAAAAAUUAUAUUGCUAUCAACGGAAGUCAUUGUUUGUUACGAAUCGAUUAUAGUUAAUCAACGAAGUAUUCUCUUUUAUUCUCUUUUCUUUUUUUGUCUGCUUUUAUUGUAUUUUCUCUUUUUCUUUUUUGUGUGUUUUCAUUUUAUUUUCUCUUUUUCUUUUUUUCUUUUUGAACAGUCAUCACCGACGUUAUUAUUCGUUCGUAUAAACGCUAACUUUCGUGUGAUGUGGUUCGAAUCGUUUUGUUUCAACGCUCUUUUGUAUCUUUAAAUUAUUAUAUCUAGAAAAUAACUUCAUUCAUAAUGAUAAGAGCGUAACGAAAGAAAAAAAAGGAAAAGAAAAUGCAAAGAAAGGAUACUUAGACUAUAAAAAAUGGCGUAGUGCAAUAGUACGUGAUAAUCGUUCGAUUUCUCAUAACUUUUUCUAAUAUUUCUUAUUAUUUCUAAUAUAUUAUUUUUCUCCUCGCGAUAUUAUAUUUUGACUUUUUAAUAAUCAUCGAUAUGUUCAAAACGGCCAUUGGCAAUAUUCUUUGGCAGUCCGUUUGCGUUCGGUCGAUUAAUAACGGCAUUGUAAAUACGAGCCCCGAACAAAUAUGUGCGUAGCACUCUUAUUAUUCCGGGGCAUGUUCUUUUUUUCUUCUUUCUCUUCGUCGAAUUUAAUGUAAAGACUACACUACUCGAAAUUGGACCGCUUUCGGUCAAGUAGCUAUUAUUUAGUUGUACAUAAAACGACAUAUAAUAUUUUAAGAAUUCAUGUAUUAAUAGAGCACAUUUAUCAUUGUAGACAAUUUUAUUGUGCACAUACAUGUAUAUCUAUGACGUGACGUGAUUUUUUUUUUCUUAGAUUCGUUGAAAAAAAAAAAGGGAAUUGAUAAUAAGCAUGGAAACAAACGAACGAAUACAAAAAAAAAAAACGAAACUAUACAACGGCACUUAUUACAUAAGAAUAAAUUUUUCUCUUCUAAUCUCUAAUAAGAUUGGCUUUGCCAAUAACAUUGUCUGUCACAUGUGUAUUCCUAAAGAAUGAAAUUUAUUAGAAUGGAUUAAAAAAAAAAAAAAAAAAAAAAAAAAAAAAAAAAAAAAAAAAAAAAAGUUUUAUGAUUUUUUUUAGGCAGCUCUAUUCCUUUUUCUUUCCUUUCAAUUUCUCUUUAAUUCGUUUUUUCUGUCGUUAUUUUUUUUUUUUUUUUUCCGCCAAAUAGACUUGGCUGUAGGAGUAAAUCCACUAAAAGUUUCGAGAACAGGGUAGAUACGUAAUCAAAUAAAAAGAAUCUUACAAUUAGAUUUGUAUCCCACGCGAAAGAAUGUAACUAUGAAAAACAUAUCGUGAUCUUCUAACAUUGACAUUAUUUUUUCACAAAUUAUUUUUUUCAAAUACUUUGAACAUAGAGUAACAGGAAUAAUAACGAUAAUAAUAAUUAUCAUCUAUUAAUAUUAGUCCAACUUCGAACGUUUUUUCCUGUCUCGUUAAGUUUUCAUUGUUCACAUUGACACGACCUUCAAAGUGGAAAAGCCUCGAGAAAUUUGUAUUGUAGAUAGUACGAAAGCACUCGACGAACGUCGAUCGAAUCUUUCGGUGAGCAGUAUGAGCAAGAAGGAAGAACUCAAAGGAGAGGGAUGGAUGAGAGAGAGAGAGGGAGAAAGAGAAAACGGUACGAAAAGGAAAGAAAAAUAUAGAGAAAGGGUAGUAAAAAGAGAGUAGAGAAAAUGUGUGAGUGAAUAUACACGUGGGUAUAGAUAGAUUGCGUCUCGAUGUGUGUGUGACAAAGAGAAAGAAAAAAAGAGGAAGAAUCUUGAAUGAAUCCUACGACGAUACAUAUCUAAAGUGAAUAAGGAAAAGAAAAGAAAAGGAAAGAAAUAAAUAUAAAUAAAUAAAUAAAAAGAGAAAUAAAUAAAAAACCGUGUAUUAAUGCAUGUAGGUAUGUAUCGGGAAAAUGCUACAGAGUUAUGUGUUAAUUUCAGGAAAAACGACGAGCCAUGAUAUUGGAUUACAAUUACGACGAGAAGGCUCAUUGUGUUGGUUAUCAUCAGAACGUAAUGUGUGUGUGUAUGUGAGAGAGAGAGAGAGAGAGAAAGAGAGAAAAAGAGAAUGAAAGAAAGAGACAAUGACAAAGAGAGAGAGAGAAAGAGAGGGAGAGAAAGAGAGAGAGAGAAAGAUUAUUUAGUCGGAUUUACUUUUCUCGAAUAAAAUGACGUAUGACGCGGUAGGGGGUUAUUUUAGGUAAAUAGUGUCAUAUUUUCAGAUAACUUAUGAAAGUAAUAAAUCGAGAUUUACUUCGUCAA